AUGCCGCUUCAGAAGGGCGAGGCGGUGGAGCCGGGCCGCGUCGAGCCGCCGUUCCAAUGGGAGACGCACAUCCCGCACACGGUGGCGCUGAUGCUGAACGCCACGGAGGAGGACCUUGUGCUCAAAUCCUGUCAGUCGCUCUACAAGUUCGCGCACGAGGCCGAGGUGAACCAGCAGCUGCUGCUGCAGUACGAUAUCCUGCGCCUCCUUCUCGACCACCUGGGUCACUCCAACCGCAGCGUGCGUCGCAUGGCCGCGAUGACGCUCUGCCAGCUGGCCGGGAACGCCACCGUACAGACGUCCUUCCUCGCCGACGGCGGCGCCGGGGGACUGACGCGCCUCAUCGAGAGGCUGGUCGCCGACGACGACCCUGUGGUUGACGAGUUCGUCAGCGGAGCGCUCUUCAGGGUGGCGUCGCAGCCGGCGGUACCUGUGUUCGUGGACAGCUCUGGGAUAGAGCGCGCGCUGGCGCUGGUGCGAGUUGAACCCCCGGUGCUUGUGGACCUUGCCCUGGAGGCACUGCGGAAGGCUAUGUACACCGAGCAGGGGCGUAGACGGCUGAGGGAGAUUGGAGGACUUGAGGACCUGCUGACUCUGCUUGAAGAAGACACACAAGAAGCGCACGCGGCGAGGAUUGUGGCGGUCCUCGAGCACGCCACACUCGAUCCAAAGAGCGUCCGCUCUAUGCACCGGAACGGAGGUCUCCUACUGAUGGUGCAGACUGCCAGAAACAGCAGCGACCCUCAGGUUCUGGCACAAUGCGGGGAAGUUCUCGGUCACCUCGGCAGUGAUCGGCCGUGUGCACUGUCCAUGCGCGAGCUCGGCGCAGAGGCGGUAAUCGUCGGCUCUCUGCUCAGCUCCACGCAGCCGGCGGCGCAGCGCGGCGGUGCGCGAGCGCUGGCAGCGUUCGCCCUGCUGCCGGAGGCGCAGGAGGAGAUGGUGAACCGCGGCGCCGUGCCGAUCCUGCUCAACAUGAUCGGCGUGCAGGAGACAAUCGGUCCGGCGGCUGCUGCACCUCGCCGCCAUCACCAGAGGACAUGA
Amphibalanus amphitrite is the source of this 1041-nucleotide messenger RNA. RefSeq names its product armadillo repeat-containing protein 3-like. Bases 1 to 1041 code for a protein of 346 amino acids. NCBI's taxonomy places the organism in Eukaryota, Metazoa, Arthropoda, Thecostraca, Balanomorpha, Balanidae. The record is from RefSeq and is a predicted model, not a curated record. The transcript has 2 exons.